Aspergillus ochraceoroseus IBT 24754 is the source of this 1997-nucleotide messenger RNA. Its product is annotated as acetyltransferase SAS4-like domain-containing protein. Bases 104 to 1816 code for a protein of 570 amino acids. The record is from RefSeq and is a predicted model, not a curated record. The transcript is spliced from 3 exons. Lineage: Eukaryota; Fungi; Ascomycota; Eurotiomycetes; Eurotiales; Aspergillaceae. Gene Ontology annotation, cellular component: SAS acetyltransferase complex. Gene Ontology annotation, molecular function: histone acetyltransferase activity.
GCAAUUAGAAUGGAUGUGAUAUGAUCCAGCACAAACAGACUGCCCACCUGCAAUCUUCCUUUCCUCCCCACUCUACCAUCUGCUAAUGACCUCCACCGCCCUGAUGGCUGUGCGAUCCAGGUCGUCUCUCCGUGUCUCGUUGCGACAAGAUCCCAACGACGCUGCCGAGAACCUCCUCCACCAGCACUCUCCCACAGACCAUCCUCCUCCAUCCAAACGAUUGCGCCUUCAUCCUCCGCCCGCGCGCCGGCGGAAGAGCUCGCCAGAUCUAUUAGAUACCACCAUCGAGAACACCCCCUCCUCCGCCUCGAAACUCACGCUUGUUCGGCGUUCUUCAGCGCGACCCCGACCGCCCUUUGGUGCUUCCGCUCCCUCCACAUCGUCCCUCCCGUCUUCGUCACCCCAUCCACCACCACCUUCUAGCACCCCCGCGCCUGGAACCGCCUCCUUUCCCCGGGCCUCCUCCCCUCACGGAAGUACACCCGCCCCCACUCAACCCCGGCGUCGUGUUGCGCAGGCCCCUCAAUUGGGGCCCGAGCCCGAAGAGCCAGUCAUCCCUCCCUCUAAUCGACCCGCGCGAGGAAACAUUUCCCCAACUGAGGGCGAUACAGACUCACUACUCAAACCCAUCCUCCCCUCUGCCGGAACGGCUAGUCCCGCUGUGCCGGAGCAACGACGGUCCCUUCGCUCCCACGAUGGGGGGUCGAGGGCAAGAAGUGAAUUGGCGCUGUAUUUCCCAAACUAUGAGGAAGUUCUGAGCCUAGAACCUCCAAAGACAGAGUUCCUCGCCGGCCCUACUAUUAUUAAGUUAAUAGACGACCUUACCGAACCUCCUCUUCCCGCCUCUACGUUGUCCGUACCUGAUGCGGAUACUCCCUUUGGGAAUCCUCUCAUCCAGCUCCACGGUUGUGAAGUCAUUACCUUACCGGAUCCCCUAGUGGGUUAUAGUGCCGCAUCAGGAAAGGAUGAAGACCCCCUCAACGAGGAGCACUAUUUCAAAGCUCACCGAAGGAAUGAACGACAGGAAAAGCAGCUCCGCAACAUUGAGCGCGAUCGGGCGCAGCACGAGAAGCAGCACCUGGAUCGUCUGCUUGAUGAGCUUCAGAGUCACGAUUGGCUUCGUGUGAUGGGAAUUACCAGCCUAACCGAUCAUGACAAGAAGCUCUAUGAGCCGAAACGUGAUUAUUUCGUCCAAGAGAUCUCCGCUCUGCUCCAGAAGUUCAAGAUCUGGAAGGAGGAGGAGCGACGACGCAAGCUAGAAAAGGACAAGCCUUCGUCCUUCCCCUCAGAUAUCGCGCAACCUCCCGAACCUACCCCGCAAGCAAAGACCUCUGUCAACCAUCCAAAUAACCCAGAUGAACCCGACGAAAUGCUUGGGUCCACACCCUCCAACGCUCCUAGUUCCGGCGAGCCAUCGGAUACUAACGAUGUUGACGCCUUGGCAGCUCGCCAACUCCUCCAAGAAGCGCGCUCCGCAACAGCCGGAAAACGCCCUAAGCCCACCAACGAAGGGCGCAAGAAGCCCUCGUCGACGGUCCAACCCGAACCGGAAACCCCAGAAUCACCCCCGCCGCCUCUCCUCCCCCCGCCACCUCCUGAACCCGAGAAACCAUUUACUUCUUUCUUCUCUAAACCGCAUGUACGUGAACUCGCCAUGUCGAAAACCCGCAAGGGCCGCGCCCGCUUGGCAUUUGGCCUCCCGCUGCCGGAACUCGAGGAGCGCGAGUUCGAGCUUCCAUCGGAUAUCUUGACCCCAGAAGCUAUCGCCUCCUGUCAGCGGAAACGAAGGCGGAUGAAACGUGCAAGCAAGGGGUGAUGGAUUUACGUUGUAUUCUUUUCUAUUCUCUGGUUCUCUGGCCCGUUGAAUCUGAGUACAUGAUAUGAUGUACUUUGUGAUAUGGUGAUGUCAUCACCCACAAUCCCCGGGUUCAAAUUCUUUUUUAUUUUUUUUUUUUCGAUGUAUGAUACCUCACCGAAUACAAUUAUAUCAAAUUUCC